Carassius auratus (goldfish) is the source of this 1650-nucleotide messenger RNA. Its product is annotated as protein FAM189A2-like. The coding region runs from base 254 to 1537 and encodes 427 amino acids. NCBI's taxonomy places the organism in Eukaryota, Metazoa, Chordata, Actinopteri, Cypriniformes, Cyprinidae. The record is from RefSeq and is a predicted model, not a curated record. The transcript has 10 exons. Gene Ontology annotation, cellular component: membrane.
CCCACGGGCCCCUCCCCCGCCAGUCCACUAGCGCUGCCCAAAAACUAUGAAACCGAAUCCGAGCAGCAGGUCAUUGAGCUUAGUUAUUUUAAAACCAACACUCAACUACCUCGACAGGACCAUGGAAGUAAAGCGGAACGGGCAGUUGGUUAUUAUUGAAAUAAUCGGCGCCUUGAGAAAUACAGAGUAAAAUUAGGGAGCGGCGAGAUGCUGCUUUAAUGUUUAUAGUUGUUGGGCUGCUCGUGCGUCUCCAAUGUCUCUGCCCGUAGUUCUGCCUGGAUCUUGUUGUCGUUUAUCGGGGGCUGCUUUGGCCCAUCAGUUCGCAGACGCCUCGUACAGAAGCCGCAGCCGCCGUGUGUCCGCUCUUCCGUCCCGUAUGUCUGGAUCUCAGACGCGGCUCAUCCCGGCGCUGCUGCCCGCUCGCCCGCUGCUCUCCCUCGGCUUGCUGCAGCUGGUUCUCGGCUGCUCCAUGGUGGCGCUCUCUUUCGAAGCUCUGUCCCUUAGCAACUCUCCCCCUAUUAGAAACUCCUGUCCGUUCUGGGCCGGAUCUUCAGUCAUCCUAUCUGGGCUUAUAGGACUAACCACAUGGAAACGGCCAAUGCUUCUGCUGGUAAAUCUGUUUGUGUUGCUGUCAGUGGUCUGUAUCCUGCUAAACCUGGCAGGCUUCAUCCUCUGCUGUCAGGGGGCUCAGCUGGUCUCCAGUACCAUUAACUGCCAGCUGAACAAGCUGGGGGAUCUCUGUCACUGUUGUUCAGAGAUUCCAAGCACUCCGUGCCAAGAGGACAAGCUGAUUGAGAUCUAUGCAGGUCAUGCAUGUGGCACAAUGAGAAUUCUGCUCAAGAAAGUGCUCUUUGCAUUGUGUGCGCUCAGUGCUUUGGCCACAGCUGUGUGUCUGGUUGCUGCUGCACUCAGAUAUCUCCAGAUCUUCUCAACCAGACGACCCUGCAUGGUCAGAAAUCAUAUCAUGGAAAAUAUGGAAGAGGCCAGGCCGGUUCCAGAGGAAGUGGAGGGGCAGACUCCUCUUCCUGACCCUGACGAAUUUGUCGCUCCUGCACCUCCUCCGUCUUACUUCUCCACCUUCUACUCUCACACCCCACGCUUGGCUCGCAGGAUGUUUGGUGAUGGUAUGAUUCCUCUUCCUCAUAUAUAUGGUGCCAGAAUGAAAGGAGUGGAGGUCUUCUGUCCUCUAGACCCUCCUCCACCUUAUGAAGCCGUUGCUUCACAGCCAGCAGCACAGGCCCAGAGUAGUGAGGUGCAAAUGAGCGAUCUGACUGAGGUCCUGACAGAGAGCGCAGAGGCUGAGACGCCCAGCGAUGACAGGUGCCGUCAGAUGGCCAUAUUGAGCCCCACACCCCCGACACAGUCCAGACAGCCUCACAGCGCAGUCUCCUCCAGCAGGAAACCGCACAAACCUGGCCUCCGCAGGUCCAACAGUGACCCCGUCCUGCUAGACCCGACCGCCAAAGAGGACAUACAGUAUGUGCUGCUUCUGUAUGUUUUUGUAGCCCACAGGCAGAUUGUCUUGUUUUACGCCUAAAUCUACUUAAAAUAAAUGUUUUUAUCUGUGUGUGUCCAGAGAAGAGGACUGGGACUGAUACUGAUAGUAAAUCUAGAGAAACUAUACCUGUCAGUGGUUACUUGAAGCCCAUU